AUGUCUUGGAGUGAUAUGGGUUUACCUCUCUCUUUCGGAGGAAAGAGAACACAAUCCGGUACUGCAAAAAAAUCAAACAAUUCAUCAUCGGAAACAAAAAGUUUAAUCACAAUAUCUAAUACUAACGAUUUAAAUGGAAAAGCAAUUUCAAAGAAUUUAAAAUCAAAUCAAGAGGAAAAGAAGCCUAUGGUUGUUAGUCAAGUUAGACAUUUCGAAGAUUUGGAAGAGGAUACAAGUGAUAAUGAUGAUUUUUCUUCUGGUAAUGAUUUUGAAAAGAUUCCACUGUCACAAACUGCAAAGAUGAAAGGACAUAGAAAAGCAGUAACUGCUAUAGCAAUUGAUACAAGUGGAUCUAGAUUAAUUUCUGGUUCAAGUGAUUAUACACUCAAAUUUUGGGACUUCCAAGGUAUGGAUGAAUCACUUCAGUCGUACAAGGAAAUUGAUGAAAUAACUGAGAGUGCUUCUUAUGCGAUUAAGCAUUUAUCAUUUAGUAAUAGUGGUGACAAAUUCAUAUUAUCAGACAAUUCGUUACAAGCAAUUUUAUAUGAUAGAGAUGGUGGUCAACUAGGUAAAUUCAAAAAGGGUGAUACUUAUAUUGUGGACAUGACAAAAACCAAUGGACAUACAGCUUCUUGGACAGGUGUUCAGUGGAAUCCUGAUCAAUCCAAUAGACAUGUCAUUUCUAGUUCUAUGGAUACCACUGUCAGAGUGUGGGAUAUGGAAACUUUCACAACAAAGCAAAUUACUGUAUUCAAAGCAAGAAAUAGUAAGGGACUCAAAACCCCUGUAACUUCAUGUUGUUACAGCAAUGAUGGAAAAUUAAUUACUGCUGGAUGCUUGGAUGGAUCAAUACAAAUUUGGAAAAAUAAUGGCAACCCAAACAAGUGUGACAUGAGUUUUAGAGAAAAGGAUGAAAGAGGAUCUAGAAUAACUAGUAUUGUUUUCCAUAAUGAUGAUCAAACACUUGUAACAAGAGAUGAGGACAAUUUGAAAAUAUUUGAUAUCAGAAACUUUAAUUCUCCCAUUUCAGUUCUUGAUAAUCUGCCAAAUCUUUUGGAAAAUUCAAAUUGUGUCUUUUCUCCUCUCAACGAUAUUGUUGUCACAGUUGUGAGUAGCAUAUCACCACAGGAUAAGGGAUCCAUUGUAUUUUAUGAUUGGAAGAAUGAUAAAGUUGUAGAUACUGUACAUAUGAAUGAUGGAAUUAGUCCAGUGCAAGUGAGAUGGCAUCCAAUUAUUAAUCAAAUAUUUGUUGCUGGCACAGAUAGUUCUAUCACUGGAUUUUAUGAUAAAGAAGUGAGCUUGAGAGGAUUGGUUACAAGUACAUCAAAAACAUUCAAGAAGAAGAAUAUUGAUCAAGCCGAAAUGGUACAGCCACAAAUUAUUGCACCUUAUGCACUUUCACAGAAUAAGGAACCAAAAAAGAAGGGAAGAAAAGAUCCUGUUAGCUCUCAAAAACCAAAAGAUCCACCUCCAAAAGGUCCUGGAUUUGGUGGUAGAAUUAAUGACAGCUUUACUCAUUUCUUAAUGAAAGGAAUGGGUGCCAUUAAUCAAUUUAAUGAACAUGAAAAUGCUCGUGAUGCCAUUCUGAAACAUGCAGCAGAGGCAGAGAAAAAUCCACUAUUUAUUUCACCAGCAUACUCCAAAACUCAACCAAAUGCAAUCUUUGAUUAUGGUGAAGAUGACGAAAGUGAAGAAGAUCAAGAGCAACCACAAGAUGAAAAUGAUCCAGAAAGUAGAUUCAAAAAGAGAAAACUAGAUUAAAUCUCCCUCUGUCCUUCAUCAUGGCGACCAUUAUUAAGAUAUUAAGAUCUAAGGAAGGAUAAAAUUAAAGUACUCUUUAGUCCAAAAUAAAAUCUAUUAGAUUUUUAUGGC
Messenger RNA from Naegleria gruberi, 1872 nucleotides. RefSeq names its product WD40 repeat domain-containing protein. The transcript has a single exon. NCBI's taxonomy places the organism in Eukaryota, Heterolobosea, Eutetramitea, Acrasida, Naegleriidae. The coding region runs from base 1 to 1761 and encodes 586 amino acids. Gene Ontology annotation, molecular function: protein binding. The record is from RefSeq and is a predicted model, not a curated record. Gene Ontology annotation, biological process: regulation of DNA double-strand break processing. Gene Ontology annotation, cellular component: site of double-strand break; nucleus.